UCAUCACUUCGCCCCACUGCCAUCACAAUCAUGUCCGACGAGCGCCAGGAGACCAAGGAAGAGCGAAGGGCGAGGAGGGCAGCUAAGAAGGCUGAGAAAGCCCGCGUGGCAGAGGCUGAAUCUAUCACCGUCAAGGAGGACGUGAUGGAAGCUAAGACGAACGCCGAGGUCGCGCCGGAGGAGACAAAAGAGGAGCGCAAGGCAAGGAAACGCGCGGCUAAGGAGGCGAAGAAGGCCGCGAAGGCCUCCGAGGACAAGAAGUCGGUGGAGGAGGGCAAGGCGAGCAAGGAUGGCAAGGAGCAGAGCGACACCAAGAGCAACAAGGAGAAGAAGCGGAAGCGCGACGAAGGCGAGGUCAAGGCGGAGGCUCAAUCCAAAGCCCAGCCUCCCAAUAAGAAGGCGGCGCUCGACACGUCGGCGCCAAUCUUCGCGGACGAGAGCUUGUCCGAUCAGGCCAAAAAGGCUAUCCACUACGCACAGCAGUUCGGCACACCCUCUUGGAAGUUCAACAAGGCGCGACAGGGGUGGUUGCUGCGGCAUCUUUGGGGCGGCGAGAUUCCUGACGAGCACGUCUCCACGGUCGUUGCCUACCUGAAGACAGUGCAAGGCGGGGUGCGGGGAGCGCUGGCGACCAAGGCAAAGGAGUACGCCAGAGAGGAGGAGGAGGUGAAGGCCGACGAGGAGGCUAAAGUCGAGGAGGCUACAGCGAAGGUUGAGGACGAAAGCAAGGACGAAGGCGGCGAGGGCGACAAGAACGAUGUCCAGGAGGAAGCCGAUCCUGCCGACGCUGAGGAGCGCGCGCGGCGAAGGAAACGCGCCCGCCAGCUCCUGGAGGCGAUGGGUGAGACUUACAACAUCUAGACAUUCAUCAUGCACAGUGUACGUUGCG
Messenger RNA from Cutaneotrichosporon oleaginosum, 889 nucleotides. RefSeq lists its product as uncharacterized. Lineage: Eukaryota; Fungi; Basidiomycota; Tremellomycetes; Trichosporonales; Trichosporonaceae. The record is from RefSeq and is a predicted model, not a curated record.